Anolis sagrei ordinatus is the source of this 3387-nucleotide messenger RNA. Lineage: Eukaryota; Metazoa; Chordata; Lepidosauria; Squamata; Anolidae. The record is from RefSeq and is a predicted model, not a curated record.
UUAACGUGUGAAUGCGGCUGGGCGGGCGAAAGGCGGGUUCGGAGGAGGCGGGACCGAGGCAGGCCGGCUCCUUGGGCAUCAGUCAGAGGGUCCCUGCCUGUCUUGCCUUGCAAGGCGGAGUCAGAGGAGGAGGAGGAGGAGGAAGGAUGGCGCUGGGCUGAACCACAUCCGCGCCGGAUCCGCUCCAUUUUGAAGCCGUGUGGCCCCGAUGGCGUUCAGCGCCUCCUGGCAGCUCCUCUCGCCGGUCCAGUGGGCCAAGUGGACCUGGUCCGCCGUCCGAGGAGGGGGGGCGCAAGGCUCUUCUGGCCCCGAGGAGGAGGAAGAGGAAGAAGAGGAGGAGGAGGAGGAAGAGGCUCAAGGAGAGACCCGCUCGCUCAGCCUCAGUUCGGAUUCGGAAGGCAACUUUGAGACGCCUGAGACCGAGACCCCGAUUGACGCCCUGGGGAAGGAGCUGGUGGACCCAUCGGAGCCUGAGCCCGAACCCCAAGAAUUACCUGAAGAUGAGGUCCAACCGGUAGCCAAGGUUUGCCAGAAGGACUUGUGUCAGAACGGCCCAGCCUCAACGGAGGAUGAAUUGCAGGCUGAUCUCACAACCUCGCAAACAGAGUUGGCCAUCUCCAAAGCUGAUCUGGGCUUUGGCAAGGGUUUACCCAUGACUCCAUCCGCAUUGGGGUCCGAGCUGUCCACAGAGCCGCCUACAAAACCCGUUCAGGAGAGAAACGCUUUUUCGAUAGAGUCGGAUCAGGAUCAAGCAGCAGAGAGAGCUGCGUUCGCAACAGCGGCUCAAGAAGAGACAGAGGCGGGGAAAGAAGUCUCGACGGAAAAGUCUGAAGGGGUGAAGCCAAACAGUGAAGCGCUUACUGUGAGUAGAAGCAAACUUCCAAGAGCCAAACCAGUUGUCCCGCAAAAGAAGAUGGGAGGAGAGAACCCAGAGACUGACUCAACCACAGAGAACAUCCCCAAAGGCUCCUACGCUUUCGACCCCGAGUCCUACAAUGAAAACAUGAACCCCUUUGUCAUCGGAGGGUCCAAGCUCCAAAACUCCCCUCCUCCGUCUCAACCGGAGUUUGCUCUUCCCGACAGCAAUGCCAAGGCCGUGAAACUCGAGUUUGAUUUUGCAGAAGGAGCCGAAGACGCAGAACCCAAGAAGGCUCCGGUGAGGAAACCAGUAAGGAAACCAGCCAGCAGACUCUCUCCGAAGAGGCAACGGGGUGGCGCCAACAAGCCAACUGCAGUCAAUGAGGAUGGAGAGAAAAUGCUUGCCAAGGAAGUGUCUGAUGUGCAUCCAAGUGAUCCCGGACAGUGGGGUGAAACCCACUUGAAUUCGUUUGGAGGAAACUCUGAUUUGCAGGGCUCCCCGCCUCUUCCGAAAGGCUCCUACAACCUCGACGUCGCCGACCCCUUCAAGCCCACCAAGACUUUGGCCGGCGUGGGUCCCUCAACAGACAACAGUCUCAAUGAAAUCUUGGAGUCGCAGACGCUGGGGACCCUGAGGGAUGAACUGAAGAACGGCUUGGCCUCGCCCCAAAAAGCCAAGUCCCGGUUGAUAACGACAACCGAACAAGUGAAAUUUCUCUGUUUUUUGUUGAGUGGCUGCAAGGUGAAGAAAUACGAAACGCAACCCCUGGUUCUGGACGCCGGUUCUCAGGACGAUGAAGAAUCCUCCUUCGUCUCCAAAAUCCCAGACCUUUCCAGUCGGGAUGGACAUGCCACGGAUGAAGAGAAACUGGCCUCGACAUCCUCCACCCAAAAAAUGGCUGAAUCCGAGGCCAAAGGUGAGCCCGAGGAAGACCUGGAGUACUUUGAAUGUUCCAAUGUUCCUGUGUCUACCAUAAAUCAUACGUUUUCAUCCUCAGGAGAAGGUUUCGAGAAGGAGCCAUCCUGUUGUCUGGCAGAGAAAAACAAUCUAGUGGGCAGUGCUGAAUUGAGUGCUUUGGAGAAGACCCCUGGCACUAGAGGAGAUGCUGAGAGCCCCUUGGAUGCCAUUUGUCUCAGCGAAUCUGAUAAAACGGCCGUUUUGACUUUGAUCAGAGAAGAGAUCAUCACUAAAGAAAUUGAAGCCAAUGAGUGGAAACAGAAGUACGAAGGAAGCCGGCAAGAAGUGCUGGAAAUGAGGAAGAUUGUGGCUGAAUAUGAGAAGACCAUUGCACAAAUGAUUGAGGACGAACAGCGGACAAACAUGGCAUCGCAGAAGAGUCUCCAGCAGCUCACCAUGGAGAAGGAGCAGGCGCUUUCCGACCUGAAUUCAGUGGAGAGAUCCUUGUCCGACCUGUUUAGGAGAUACGAGAAUCUGAAAGGGGUCCUGGAAGGUUUCAAGAAGAAUGAAGAAGCCUUGAAGAAGUGCGCCCAGGAUUAUCUCAACCGGGUCAAGCAAGAGGAACAGCGGUACCAAGCCUUGAAAAUCCAUGCCGAGGAGAAAUUAGACAAAGCCAAUGAAGAAAUUGCUCAGGUGCGCAACAAGGCCAAAGCUGAGAGCGCGGCGCUCCACGCCGGACUCCGGAAAGAACAGAUGAAGGUGGAGUCCUUAGAGAGAGCCCUCCAGCAAAAGAAUCAGGAAAUAGAAGAGCUGACUAAAAUCUGCGACGAGCUGAUUGCCAAGCUGGGAAAGGCCGACUGAUCCGUCUCCGCCGUCCGGAGUGCCAUUGCUUCCCGUUGUCUGUCCGCACCUCCAAGCAAGCGCCUUGCCUUAUUUUGUCCACAAGGACUCUCUCCCUCCUUCCCCGCCGCAGAGAGAAAAGCACACGUGCCCCUUCCGUGUCCGCUGUCCACAAGAGCCAGGAGCCACGGUUCUGCGUUGUCCUUGGUCCCCGUUCUUGUCCUGGUGCCAAUUCAUCCCUUGUUUUUUAUUUGGAGGUUGUCCUGACUUUGUGUCCCCAAGAGGCAUUAAGAGGACCUGUUUUUUUAGUGUUGUUGGUGUAUUUGCUGCAGCAUCAUGAGGAAAUAGUUGAUCGACAACGGUGCCCAAAAAGGCAUUGUAUAGGUGCCUCCAAAAACUGUUGGUUACUGGAAAAUGAGUCGUUAUUCACAAUACUUGCAGUUUGGCAUCUGGAAGAGAGAGGCUCACACAUUAAAGGGAUACGUGGAUUUUGGGCUUGGGUGUAUCUAGGGCACAAGAAGAGGUGACCAGCACAAAUCCCAACCGUAGAUUGCACAUAAAAAUUCCCCAUAAAAGUGCAUUGGAUCCUAGGAGAACUCGGCACCAUUACAGCACUAUGGUUCCACAUUUGCUUCCAUAUGGAAUUUGUAAUUUAGGCCUGGUAGAGAAUUCUAAACACCCCCCAUAAAUGUAUUGUCGAAGGCUUUCAUGGCCGGAAUCACUGGGUUGUUGUAGGUUUUUUCAGCCUACAUGGCCAUGGUCUAGAGGCAUUAUCUCCUGACGUUUCGCCU